Messenger RNA from Cladocopium goreaui, 930 nucleotides. The record is from the annotation of a GenBank genome assembly. NCBI's taxonomy places the organism in Eukaryota, Dinophyceae, Suessiales, Symbiodiniaceae.
GGCGCCCUUUCACUUCUCGCCUUCCAUGCUGCUGCUGCAAAGACGAGCGCAGAGAAGAAUGCUAUGGACAUCGAGAGUCUGGCGGGCAUCACCGAAUCUCAUUUGAGAAAAGCAGUGAAUGCUUCGGUGGCUGAAGAGCCAUCUUCCAAGCAGCUGACUUCUGUUGCAGGUGCGCUGACCCAUUUGCUUCACAAUGGCGCUGAGGGAUCCAACAACUCUCAAAUUGUGUCGACCAUUCUGGAAUUGGUCAAUGUGACCAUGCGGAACAAACUCUUCGCUGCUCAUGAGAAGAGCUUGCAAAAACUCACAGAUGCAGAGAUUCAGUUCGAGUUUUGCAUGAACACUUACAAGGCCGCUGACAAAGUGCGAUUCCCCCCGACAUCGUUCUUACAGGCCAAUGAUACAAAUAGCACUCCAUGGUACGAGGAGUACUUUGAGUCCUAUCUCUGGUGCAAGAAUUACGAGGCAAACCUGUCUGCUCAAGUCAAUGAGUGCGACUACUUCUGUCUGCAAGAGACGCAGACGGUUGAUCAAAACUGCGUCGCACUUGAUGAGGAAUGCAACAGGAUAGACUGUGCUCCCGCGGCUCGCGAGGGCUACAGGGCGUUCUUGGAGCGAAUGGUCACCAAUCUCGAAGGCUACUUGGUGAAGAACACCAAUUGGACCUUCAACAACUCGCACAAGUGUACUGACAUCAUGGGUGAGGUUGAGACGUGCUAUAGGAAGUGCGACAACAUCACCACGGUGGUCAAGCUUCAGUCAGAGACUGUCAUAGCCGGCUGCUGCGCACCCCGCGCUACGGCAGAGUCUGGGAAGUGCGAAGAGCUGAAGUCCAGAAGGGAAGCCUGGUUGGAGUAUGACUCCUGUGUCCUGUCUGCAACGUCCGAUGCACCGUGGAUACAGUGGCCUCAUCGGCCUCAUCAAGCUGUG